Myotis daubentonii (Daubenton's bat) is the source of this 2221-nucleotide messenger RNA. It is a transcript of the gene SLC25A43, whose product is annotated as solute carrier family 25 member 43. The record is from RefSeq and is a predicted model, not a curated record. NCBI's taxonomy places the organism in Eukaryota, Metazoa, Chordata, Mammalia, Chiroptera, Vespertilionidae. Gene Ontology annotation, biological process: transmembrane transport.
GCGGGCCCGGCUUCCCCGCCCGGCCGCGCGUCCUUCCCCCUUCGGGCGGGCCAUGCCCGCCCCCUCCGCGGAGAGCCCGGGAACCCGGGAACCCCAGGCCCGAGACACUUGGUGUCCGGGAGUCCCGGGCCCGGGCUCGGCUGGUGGGGCGCGAUGGCGACAUGGCGACGUGACGUCCGGUUGACUGGAAGCCAGCGGCUGCUGUGCGCGGGGCUGGCGGGCGUGCUCAGCUUGAGCCUCACCGCGCCGCUGGAGCUCGCCACCGUGCUAGCCCAGGUCGGCGUGGUGCGGGGUCACGGCCGGGGGCCCUGGGCCGCGGGGCUUGGCGUGUGGCGAGCCGAGGGGCCCCGAGCUCUAUGGAAAGGGAACGCGGUGGCGUGCCUGCGCCUCUUCCCUUACAGCGCCGUGCAACUCACUGCCUACCGCAAGUUUGUCGUACUCUUCAUGGAUGACCUGGGCCAUAUAUCCCAGUGGAGUGCCAUCAUGGCUGGAAGUCUCGCAGGCAUGGUUUCCACCAUUGUAACGUAUCCUACAGACCUCAUCAAAACGCGCUUGAUUGUGCAGAAUAUGCUGGAACCAUCUUAUAGGGGGAUCCUCCAUGCUUUUUCUACUGUUUAUCAACAGGAAGGAUUCCUGGCCCUUUAUCGAGGAGUUUCCCUUACAGUUUUAGGUGCUCUCCCUUUCUCUGCUGGCUCUCUUCUAGUUUACAUGAAUCUGGAGAAAAUCUGGAAUGGACCCCGAGAUCGCUUCUCUCUCCUCCAGAACUUUGCCAACAUCUGCCUGGCUGCUGCGGUGACCCAGACCCUCUCCUUUCCCUUUGAUACAGUGAAGAGGAAGAUGCAGGCUCAGAGCCCCUUCCUUCCCCGCUGUGGAGGAGUAGAUGUCCAUUUCUCAGGAGCCACGGACUGCUUCCGGCAGAUAGUGAAGGCCCAUGGGGUACUGGGACUCUGGAAUGGAUUGGCAGCCAACUUACUGAAGGUUGUUCCAUAUUUUGGAGUUAUGUUUGGUACCUUUGAGUUCUGCAAGAGAAUUUGUCUUUACCACAAUGGUUACAUUGUGUCUCCUCUGAGCUAUAAAUUGACCCCAGGGGUGGAUCAGAGUUUGAAACCCCAGGAAUUACGGGAAAUAAAGAAGUUCUUCAAAACUGGAAAACUAAAUUCUAGAAAACCAACUCUUUAAAACUGAAUGGAACUAGAAGUGCACUGAUCGAAGGCGUUUUGCAAUCACGGAUAAAUUUAGCUUCAAAAUUGCACAACUGUGGAGUGAGGAGAGGAUACUCCUGUCUGCUGCUCUGGAAAAUGAGAAGACUCAGCAAUACGCCACCUCUGAGCUCCAAAUUGAUGUCCCUGGGAACACCUGCAGCUCAGGAAGGUUUCCCAACAUGACCGUCUCCUGAUGGCAUUCCACCAGAUUUUAUAACAAAAGCUAGCAGUAAUGAUAUGUGCUAUUUACACAAUACCAAAGAAAGGGCAUUCCUAUGACACCUCAAAGCAACAUGUAGUUGAAGCGGCUGAGCAGAGACCACGUCAUGCUCUCAGUCACAGCGUCACAGCUUGUACUAACCCACAUCAGCUUAGUUUUGCUCAAUUUGACCUGAGGAUUCCUAAUAUAAUCGCUCUGGAACUCAUAAGCUUUGCUGACUUCUGAGUGCACACACCACAGUGUAAAUUAUGCCUUCUCAGAAGCUAACUGAAAAUAUUCAACGUUUAAAAGUUAUGAGUGUCAUAGUAGAACCAUCCUUCAGCUAAAUUUGAAGCAUCCCAGGCUUAAAUCUUGUUUCAGGAAGGCAGUUUUUAUCAUGACUGCCUAAUUAUGCUCCAAAAGGCCUUCUUUGAAUUGCAGUCAUGUACAGUGUAAGUGGCCUGAAUUCUCUGCCUUUUUUACUUGCUUUGCAAGCCUACCCUGAAAAUAAAUUAUUUAGUCAACUUAAGUUAUUCUCAGAAGAUGUCCCAGUUGCCUAGAAAGGAUCAAAUAGAGCAUUUGACACACAUACCAAAAAAACAUAAAUAACUGAGCAAACACUUCAUGUCUACCAGAUUUUUAAAAAAUCAAAUUUUGGAUUGUUCCACCUUGGAGAUUCUAUGUCAAGUUUAUAGAACUGUACUUUCAAAUAGUGCCUGUCUUUGCAUUAAAAAUAUCUAAUAUUAUGAUACUAAUUUAUACAUACGCAAGUAUGUUAAAAGUAUUUUCCCUAUUAAACCUUUUUAUUUCCAAAUAAAAA